Molecule: messenger RNA, 519 nt
Organism: Morone saxatilis (striped sea-bass)
Lineage: Eukaryota; Metazoa; Chordata; Actinopteri; Moronidae
Product: small lysine-rich protein 1
Exons: 3
Coding region: 164-424 (86 amino acids)
Source: RefSeq, a predicted model, not a curated record
CUUCAUUCAUGAGUCUGUCCCGUCUCUACGACAACAGGACAUAAACAAAUGGGGUAUCACUGUCCCAGUUGAAGCCAUUCAGUUGCCACGUACAACAGUGCCAAUUCCAGAACUGAUGGGUAAAUAAUCUCUCAUAUUGGAAGUAACCUUGACAUCUUCCACUAUGCCCACAAAAUCCAAAAAAUCAAGGUCCCACAGUUCAAGGCCCGCCAAGAAGACUGGGAGUCCAAAAACACGCAAAAAGAGGUCCUCUAGUGCCAAAACCACCAAGACAGAGGUGGACAUCCUCAGCCCAGCAGCCAUGGAGAAUGUCUACUACAUUUCUCACAAUGCAGUGGACUGUCUGGAGUUCAGAGGCUUUGGGUGGCCACAAUCAAAUAAAAAGAAGAAGAAGAAGGGAACAAAACGGAAGAAGAAAAAGUAGAUCAGCAUUUUUGCCAAACCUAAGAGAAAUUUCCCCGUUUUUUGAUUCAAGUGAUUAUAACUAAAAAAACAUCUUGCUAUUGGCACCAUCUGGUG